This is a messenger RNA of Owenia fusiformis, 2339 nucleotides long. Lineage: Eukaryota; Metazoa; Annelida; Polychaeta; Sabellida; Oweniidae. The record is from the annotation of a GenBank genome assembly.
UGGAGACACAUAGAAAAGAGAAAGUUGAAUGUCCAGUCUCAAUCUAACAGACUAUCUAUGGAAGUGAGAGUCGAAGGAACUCAAAAGUUCAAGAAAAGCAUUCAUACACAAUGAUGUUAACACAGACAAUUAACCUAUCAACUAAAACGACAUAUUCAACUCAAUUUAAAUGAGGCUGAUUUAAAUAAAAAAUGAAGCGAAUAGUGAACGAGUUUACAAGCAACACCUCUGGACAUGGAUGGGGUAUGGUUGGCUGUACAAAUAGCAAGCUUGGCAAGUUAUUAUGGGUAGCUAUCACACUAGGGUCAACCAUAGCUGCAAUUAUAUGGGUAUUGACCAUUGUACAAACAUAUGCAAAGUUUGAAACUAAGGACAGAGUGGAGUUGAGAGCAGAUGAAGACAUUGUAUUCCAAUCUGUCACAGUGUGUUUAUUAUAUGGCUUCUCUCCCAAGAAAAUAAGAGCAACACUUACAGACCCAAAUAGUGGUUAUGUGCUCCAAAAUUCAUUUUUAAAAACAAUAUAUACUAAUCAUGUAGUCCUCACACAGAUGACAAACGAGUCAAUUUUGGAAAAUAUUGUUGGACAGGCAAGAACAAAUAGAGGAUAUUAUGAAAACCUUGGCCCAAGUGAAAUAUCCUCUCUGGGCCAUAACAUUGGUAGUCUUAUACCAUAUUGUAUGUACCAAGAAAGCAAAUGUACAGAGGCAGACUUCAGGAAGCUGGUUCAUCAUGAAUACAAAAAUUGUUAUACCUUCAAUGGGGAGGAUGUAAAUCUAACAAAGCCAAUAAUAACUGAAGUUGGGGCUCAAAGUGGCCUUUCUUUCACCCUGUAUCUUGACCACAAAGAGGGUGCACGUGUCACUUAUGAGAAAAGUCGAGCAAUGACUGUGGCAUCUGGUGCACGGGUAAUAAUACACGAGAAGGGGACACUGCCAGACCCUGACAGUAAAGGAUUUGAUGUGGAGCCUGGACAUUUAAUCAAUGUCGCUCUAUCUGUGGACAAACGGGAACUAAUGAAACCCCCAUGGGGUGAAUGUGCUGAUCAUACCACAUUACACUCAACUGAUUUCAAGUACACUAGAAACACAUGCAAAAGAAAGUGCAUGGAGAAAAUGAUUGAAAAACAAUGUGGAUGCUGGAAAGAUUUACUCCCUGUUGAUUUAAAUGACACUAGAGAUGACGAUUUGCAAGCGUGUGGCAAGAUGAAUAGAGAAGAGUGGCUUAAAACAACAAGAGCAAAUGUAACCGUUCUGAAGGAGGAUAUUGCCAGGAUUAAAUGCCAGAAUGAGAAAUAUUCAUGGUCAGAAGUAUCUGAAGCUGUUGUUGGUUGUGAAUGUAAAUUGAACUGCACAUAUCUUUCAUACAAUAUUGAAACAUCCCAGUCUGUAUGGCCAAUGAAAGGGUCAGAGUUAGAUUUCUAUUGCAUUGGAUUUUCUUAUGACACUGGUUACAAUGGUUCAUCUAUUUAUGAUGAAUUUCACGACAAGAUUGGUGUGCACUGUUCUGACCAUUUUGAAUUUGAGAAUGUUUCAAAGAAUUGGGGAGAUGAAUUAAGAGCUAAUUUCCUUCGCAUAAAUGUAUAUUUUAAAGAUACUGAAACAAAAUACAUCAUUGAGGAGGAGAAUUUCCCAUUGGUUUCAAUGAUAUCAGAAAUUGGGGGAGUUCUUGGUUUAUUUAUUGGAGUAUCACUUAUUACAAUACUUGAGGUCUUUGUGUUGUGUAGUAGUAUUAUUUAUACACUACUUGGAAGAAAAAAGAUGUCAAACGAGAUACAUGAAAAAGAAAAUAUGUCAGUCUCUAAAACCAAUAUAGAGAAAUUGUCUGAUUGCAAAAUUGCUGAUUAUCAAAAUAAUCAAUUUAAAUGACAUAUUAUAAUAUCACUUAAUGAGACAAAUCAUAUUUAUCUUUUGGUAUUGCAAAUGACCAUAUACAUAGAAUGUCUUUCAGAUAAUAAUAAGAAUCCAUUCAUCUAAUAAACUACCAAUCAAUAUAUUACAUUAAGUUCACAUUAAACAAUUUGUGAUUGAUCUGAAGUGUCUGCAUUGAUAUUCAACUUUAAGUGUGCAUGUCAAUGAUGGCUUUUAUGUAAUCAUUCAGACGCACUAAAAGUAAGACAUCAUAUACAUGUACAUUUUUUAAAAAUAAGAUAACAUUACUCUACUAGCCAUAGGCUAAACAGAUAACAAACAAUUAAAUUAAAUUAUCUUUCAUACGUUUCCAUAUUUAUUCACUUACUUUGAAAACCAAGGCACUUUCAAACAGAUAAAAUAACAUUACAUGUAUUCUUAAAUCAAAUAAAUUUUUUUUAUUCAUUUGCAUUGGCUCCAAAUUAAGCUGGC